AUGGAUGAUUUCAAUCUUGAACCAAUAAAUAAGUUACCUAUUAAGCGACUAUUCGAUUAUAAACAGGGGAAAGUUAAAGAAACUACUAAAUUACCUAAAGAAUUCGACCUUCAAGGAAAUGACAUAUUAUUUAAAGUUAAAUUGAUAGGUAUUAAUUAUUUAAAAGAUUUCGAGUUACUCAAGAAUUAUCAAAGGAAUAUUGUACCAGGGAAUAAAUUCAUAGGUAAGAUAUAUGCUUUCAAUGAAAAUUGUGAUAAUAUCAAGGAUUAUGAAGCAUUAUCUUUUGAUAGUAAGUAUUUAGUGUUUCCUUAUACCAAUUGUUUGCAACAAAAUCAUCAACCCAUCUGUCAUAAUUGUAAUAGAUUCAUUUUCAAUGGAGAAAAGUUACCAUGUAUCUUAAAUUUUGAAUAUGGAGUCAAUUUGAAUGGUGGAUUCCAAGAUUAUGUUAAGAUGGCCAAUUUUUCCCAAAUUGCAAUUAAACUUCCUUACAAUGUUAGUAAUCAUGAUGCUCUUUUCCUUAUAGACUUAAUGUUACCGUUUUAUUGUUGCAUCAAACAACAUUUCCAUGAAACCUUUCAUCAAUUCAAUUUCAAUGGUAAGAAACUUAUCAUUCUUAAUGACGUUACCAAGGAAUUAAAUGAUAUUCUUAUAAUACUUAAACUUCUCAAAUUAAACGAGAAGAACUUUUCAAUAAUAGAUGCCAAAUUUAUUGAAGAAAACCCUCAUGAUGAAUGGUAUGGGAAAUUUCAAGAGGUUUUCCUCUUCAACUUUGAUCAAACAUCCAUCCAAUUUGCAUUUAAAUCCCUUAUAUCCACGGGUUUGACAUCUAUAAAGGCCCGUUUCCAUAUUUUCCUAUUCAAUCAGUAUAAUCCUUCAAGUUUUGAUUCUGUAGAUUCCAUUUAUGAUUUCAAUAUCAACGAUAAAACUGUCAUUCAGUUCAAAUUGAAUUGGUUCAAUAAAUCUGAUUUGAUCGAAAUUCUUGAUUUCAUAUCAUCUUUGAACAAUUCAAUUCCAACUACCAAAUCCUCAAAUACUUCAAUAAUGUCAAAUUCAACUUUCCAGUUACCUUCACCAGCAUCCGACUAUAAGAUGUCUUCGAAACAACCAUGGCUAUGGUAUGAAAAGGACUAUGAUUUAACCAGUGGAUUACAAAAAUUGUCUAAUCAAACAGAUAAAUUCCAAUCCAUCAAACAAAUCAAUAAAUUGGUACAAACAAAUAAAUUUACUAGAAUUUGUUACAACAAUAAACCUGUAAAGACAAAGAAGCUCAAUGCCAUGGUUUUCUAG
Messenger RNA from Yamadazyma jaroonii, 1287 nucleotides. NCBI's taxonomy places the organism in Eukaryota, Fungi, Ascomycota, Pichiomycetes, Serinales, Debaryomycetaceae. The record is from the annotation of a GenBank genome assembly.